AUGUCCCUCCCCCCGUCCCAUACCCUGCCCUCGCUGUCUCAGCCUGACCAGUUCCGCGUGCUGGACACGCUCUUCGAGUCCUCCGCCGAUCUGCACGCCCUCAUGGCCCCCGUCCUGGCCAGUGAGGCCUUCGCCUCGUAUGCCCACCUCGUCGACGCCGUCGGGACUCGCCUGUCCGCCCUCGCCACCACCCACUCCCCCGCCGAUCGAACCGUGCUGCUGGGCAUCCUGGGGUCCCAUCCGCGACUGGGACGUCCGCCGACCGUCGAGGCCGAGGCUCUGAGUGAGUUGAGCCGCCAGGAACAGGCGCAGUUGAACGCCGGCGCGCAGGAUCUGGCCGAGCAGUUGGCGCGCUUGAACGCCGAGUACGAGCAGACCUUCCCGGGGCUGCGAUUCGUAACGUUUGUCAACGGGCGCAGUCGCCCCGAGAUCAUGGCGGAGAUGCGGCGUCGCAUCGAUCGCGGACAGGCCGACCGCGAGAUCGAGGCGACCAUCCAGGCGAUGUGUGAGAUUGGCCAGGAUCGGGCGCGGAAAUUGGAGAAGUAG
Molecule: messenger RNA, 546 nt
Organism: Aspergillus steynii IBT 23096
Lineage: Eukaryota; Fungi; Ascomycota; Eurotiomycetes; Eurotiales; Aspergillaceae
Product: 2-oxo-4-hydroxy-4-carboxy-5-ureidoimidazoline decarboxylase
Exons: 2
Coding region: 1-546 (181 amino acids)
Source: RefSeq, a predicted model, not a curated record